AUGGGGGAUAGAGAGGCUACAACCGGUAAGCGAAGGCCGAGAGGAGCGGAGGCCGCCGCCCGCAGCGAAGCCUUGGAGCGCCUGAAAGCCCGUCUCCGCGGAGGUCCCCGAUCUGACGGCGGUGGACCCCAAAUCAGGUUAGAAAACCCUAUCUACGACUCUGUCCCCGAGGAAGAGUACAACGCCCUCGUUGCCAAGCGCCGCGAACAGGCACGUGCAUUCAUCGUUGACGAUGACGGUCUCGGUUACGGUGACGAAGGCGAGGAAGAGGAUUGGUCGAAAGCUGGCUUCACCCUCUCCUCCGACGAAUCCGACGGCCAAUCGGAGAGGCCCAAACGGAAGAAACUCGAGAAGAAAGAUCCUCAGCCGAAACGACCCUCUUCUUCGCUCUCAGCUGCCGCCGCCAUGAUGGGCGGGCAGAGACUGUCUUCCAUGUUCACUUCUUCUGUUUUCAAGAAAAGCAGAGACGACAAAUCCUGCGACAGCAUCGUCGAUAAUGUUAUCGCGGAGUUUGCACCCGACGAGAACGAUAAAUUAAGGCGUAGAAGGGUGCAAGUGACUUCAUUGUCUGGCGCCAACGAUAAGCCGUCUUCUGAUUUGAUUGGAUGUUCUUUUGUAUCCGAAACUUCUGCAAAAGGAAAUGGUGAAUCCACUAGGGUUGUUGAGAAUAAUGAUUGCGACAUUGGGUUAGAGCAAAAGUGCGAAGAAGCUGUCAUGGAAAUUGAAGGGCAUGGAAGUUCGGAAAAUGACCAGUCAUCAAUGUUGCAAGUGGAACCGAGUUAUGGGGAUAUAGUUGAGGAGGAAGUGGUUAAGGACAUUGAAAUAGAAGCAAAACCUGCUAUGAAAAAAGAGGUGUUUACUUUGAAUGCGAAAGUUGAACAAGAGGAGGACCCGGCAUUGUGUGCAACUGCUGGUUGGCAAGCAGCGAAGAGUUGUGCUGGUGGAGGGGAGAUCAAUGUUGCUGAUUCGAGGGAUGCUUCGAAUAACCAACAACAAUCAGAGUUCAAUCUGGAGGCUGAUGGAUCGCUACCUUUCUACAUACUUGAUGCCCACGAGGAGUUUUAUGGAGCCAAUAUGGGCACCCUUUAUUUGUUUGGGAAGGUCAAAGCAGGAAAUUUGUAUCAGAGUUGCUGUAUUGUUGUGAAGAACAUGCAGAGGUGUGUCUACGCAAUUCCAAGUCGCCCUUUACAUUACACGGAUGAGAUGAUGAAGCUUGAGAAAGAUGUCCAAGAGUCUCGAAUUUCUCCUGCAGAUUUCCAUAAAAAACUGCAAGAUGCGGUAUCUGGUUUAAAGAAUGAGAUAGCAAAACAUCUGCUGGAUCUGAAUGUUUCUACCUUUAGCAUGGCACCUGUGAAGAGGAAAUAUGCAUUUGAACGAUCUGAGAUUCCUGCUGGUGAAAAUUAUGUGGUGAAAGUCAAUUAUCCUUUCAAGGAUCCAGUACUUCCAGUAGACCUCAAAGGAGAAAGUUUUUGUGCAGUUUUAGGCACUCGUUGCAGUGCGCUCGAGCUUUUUCUGAUAAAAAGAAAGAUAAAGGGGCCUUCAUGGCUACAGGUUUCAGACUUUUCCUCCCGCUCAGCUUCUCAAAGGGUUAGCUGGUGCAAAUUUGAAGUUACUGUUGACUCUCCUAAAGAUAUAAGGACUUCAACUUCGUCAAAAAUAGCUUUCGAGAUUCCUCCUGUGGUUGUCACGGCAAUAAACUUGAAAACCACCUUAAAUGAAAAACAGAACAUAAAUGAGAUUGUAUCUGCAUCCGUUGUCUGUUGCAAUAUGGUUAAGAUUGACACUCCUAUGUUGGCUUCAGAGUGGAAGAGACCUGGAAUGCUGACCCAUUUUUCUGUUAUUCGUAAACUUGAUGGGAAUAUAUUUCCAAUGGGAUUCAGUAAGGAGGUUACGGACAGAAACUUAAAAGCUGGGUCAAAUGUUCUGUGUGUUGAAAGCAGUGAAAGAGCUUUGUUAAAUCGCCUGAUGUUAGAAUUACACAAGUCCGAUAGUGAUGUUCUUGUUGGACAUAAUAUUUCUGGAUUUGACCUGGACGUUCUUCUCCACAGAUCCCAGGCUUGCAAAGUACCAAGCAGCAUGUGGUCUAAACUAGGCCGUCUCAACCGUUCUGUGAUGCCAAAGCUUGAUAGAAGAAGCAAGAUUUUUGGUUCUGGAGCGGGUCCUGGUAUCAUGUCUUGCAUUGCUGGUCGGCUUCUUUGUGAUACAUACUUGUGUGCCCGUGACCUAUUAAAGGAGGUUAGUUAUUCUUUAACUCAACUUGCAAAAACACAGCUGAACAAGUCUCGGAAGGAAGUUGCUCCACAUGAACUUCCAAAGAAGUUCCAAUCAGCAGAAUCCCUAAUGGAGCUUAUUGAAUAUGGCGAAACUGAUGCAUGGUUGUCUAUGGAACUCAUGUUUCAUUUGAGUGUUCUUCCUCUCACACGUCAGCUGACUAAUAUAAGUGGUAAUCUGUGGGGAAAAACUCUUCAGGGUGCUCGGGCACAAAGAGUGGAGUAUCUUUUGUUGCAUGCUUUCCAUGCAAAGAAAUAUAUUGUGCCAGACAAGUUUCCAAACCAUGCAAAAGAAACAAAAUUGACGAAACGGAGAGUAAGUAAUGGUGUUGAGGAUAGCAACUUUGACGAAGCGGGUAUUGAUGAUGCGAACUAUGAUAAUGAUGCUCCUGACAGUGAUCAUAAGAAAAGCAAAAAGGGUCCUUCCUAUGCCGGGGGACUGGUUUUAGAGCCAAAGAGGGGUCUAUAUGACAAAUAUAUAUUACUUCUGGACUUCAAUAGUCUUUAUCCUUCUAUCAUUCAGGAAUACAAUAUCUGCUUCACAACUGUUGAAAGAUCUUCAGACGGAUCUUUUCCUCGUCUACCAUCUAGUAAAACAACUGGAGUCUUGCCAGAGUUGCUGAAAAAUCUGGUUCAAAGGAGGAGAAUGGUAAAGUCAUGGAUGAAGACUGCAUCUGGUCUUAAAGUUCAGCAACUGGACAUUCAGCAGCAAGCACUGAAGCUUACUGCAAACAGUAUGUAUGGAUGCCUGGGAUUUUCCAAUUCAAGAUUUUAUGCGAAGCCACUAGCUGAGCUUAUAACCCUACAAGGAAGGGAGAUCCUGCAGAGUACUGUUGAUCUUGUUCAGAAUAACUUGAAUUUAGAGGUGAUCUAUGGUGAUACUGAUUCUAUAAUGAUUUACAGUGGGCUAGAUGAUAUUGCAAAAGCAAAGGCAAUGGCUGGAAAAGCUAUUCAAGAGGUCAAUAAGAAAUAUAGAUGCUUGGAAAUUGAUCUUGACGGUUUGUAUAAGAGGAUGUUACUCCUUAAGAAAAAGAAAUAUGCAGCUGUAAAGGUGCAGUUCAAAGAUGGCACACCAUACGAGGUUAUUGAACGUAAAGGUCUUGACAUUGUUCGUCGCGACUGGAGUUUAUUAGCUAAAGAAUUAGGAGAUUUUUGUUUGACUCAAAUUUUGUCGGGAGGGUCAUGUGAAGAUGUCAUCGAAUCAAUUCACAGUUCUCUCAUGAAGAAGCAAGAAGAAAUGAGGAGUGGACAAGUACCAUUAGAGAAAUAUGUCAUCACAAAGACAUUGACUAAACCUCCUGAUGCUUAUCCUGAUGCGAAAAACCAGCCACAUGUUCUUGUGGCACAAAGAUUGAAGCAACAAGGUUACUCCUCUGGUUGCUCUGUUGGUGAUACAAUCCCUUAUAUAAUUUGCUAUGAGCAGGGCUGUAAUUCAGGCAGUGCAAUGGGCAUUGCUCAACGUGCCAGGCAUCCUGAUGAACUAAAACAAGAACAAGGGACAUGGCUGAUUGACAUUGAUUACUAUCUGUCGCAACAGAUUCAUCCUGUGGUAUCACGUCUUUGUGCAUCAAUUCAGGGCACAAGCCCAGAAAGGUUGGCUGAUUGUUUAGGGCUUGACUCUUCAAAGUUUCAACAUAAAUCAAGUGAAGCUUUAGGUGGUGAUCCUUCAAGCUCACUCUUGUUUGCUGCUGAUGAUGAGGAGAGGUAUCGGGGAUGUGAGCCGUUGGUCUUGUCAUGUCCCAGCUGUUCUGGCACUUUUGACUGCCCACCUGUGUUCAAAUCUAUUUGUUUGUUGGGAAGUGAAAAGCCAACCAGUUUAGGCACGGAGGAAUCUGACUACAUUUUCUGGCGUAAGCUGUGCUGCCCUAAAUGCCCAGAAGAUAGUGGUGGUAGAAUUUGUCCUGCAAUGAUAGCCAAUCAGGUCAAAAGGCAAGCGGAGAAGUUUGUUUUAAUGUACUAUAGAGGUCUACUAAUGUGUGAUGAUGAAAUGUGUAAGCAUACCACGCGAAGGAUCAACCUUCGGUUGGUUGGUGAUUCAGAGAGAGGAACUGUUUGUCCAAAUUAUCCUCGCUGCAACGGGCGUCUCCAAAGAAAGUACACUGAAGCAGACUUGUACAAGCAGCUCUCAUAUUUUUGCCAUGUGUUGGAUACUGUUUGUUGUAUAGAAAAGAUGGAUGCAAAAUCUAGGAUACCGUUAGAGAAAGAGUUGAUUAAAAUUAGACCGAUGGUUGAUCUGGCAGCAUCAACAGUACAGAAGAUCAGGGAUCGUUGUGCCUAUGGGUGGGUGAAGCUGCAGGACCUGCUCAUUUCAGUUUAAUUU
Gastrolobium bilobum is the source of this 4590-nucleotide messenger RNA. RefSeq names its product DNA polymerase alpha catalytic subunit. Gene Ontology annotation, biological process: lagging strand elongation; mitotic DNA replication initiation; DNA replication. The coding region runs from base 1 to 4587 and encodes 1528 amino acids. Gene Ontology annotation, molecular function: single-stranded DNA binding; purine nucleotide binding; pyrimidine nucleotide binding. NCBI's taxonomy places the organism in Eukaryota, Viridiplantae, Streptophyta, Magnoliopsida, Fabales, Fabaceae. Gene Ontology annotation, cellular component: alpha DNA polymerase:primase complex. The transcript has 31 exons. The record is from RefSeq and is a predicted model, not a curated record.